AUGAUCAUUCGGAAAUGGCAGCUGCUUUCAAGAACCCCCGAGUCGCUAAGCAUAGUACCGUUCUUCUACCGAGUCCAUGCUAUCAGCUCUGCUUACAAGAGCAAGCUUCAAGCUGAGAUGGUGAAAAUGAAUCUGGAAGCAUCAGAUGCUGUGGGUGCGACCGGGAUGAUAGCCCAUCAAUCUAAUGACAUUUCUUUGGCACAGGGGUCUUCCUACAUGUCCAGUCCCGUCGGCGCGAGACGAGCGGCCGAGAACACGAAAGGGUACCGGGAUGUGAUCCUCGGCCCAUUAUGUCCACAAAAAUGUACAACCUCAGCGAAGGACGACCUGCGUUGGCCUGCAAGUCCUUCCUACGCUAAAGCAAACAUGAUUUGA
Messenger RNA from Letharia columbiana, 375 nucleotides. RefSeq lists its product as uncharacterized. The coding region runs from base 1 to 375 and encodes 124 amino acids. The transcript has a single exon. Lineage: Eukaryota; Fungi; Ascomycota; Lecanoromycetes; Lecanorales; Parmeliaceae. The record is from RefSeq and is a predicted model, not a curated record.